Molecule: messenger RNA, 3460 nt
Organism: Staurois parvus
Lineage: Eukaryota; Metazoa; Chordata; Amphibia; Anura; Ranidae
Source: the annotation of a GenBank genome assembly
UGCAGGUUUGUCAGAUAAUGCAGCAGACUUUGAGAAGAGAAGGCAAAUAUACGGUGUGAACUUCAUACCUCCCAAAAAACCCAAAACCUUCCUGCAGUUAGUCUGGGAAGCCCUUCAGGAUGUGACUCUCAUCAUUCUAGAAAUUGCUGCCAUCGUCUCUCUGGGCCUUUCAUUCUAUGCACCGCCAGGAGAACAAAGUGAGAACUGUGGGAAUGUGCAGGCUGGAGGACACGAAGAAGGGGAGGCAGAGGCUGGGUGGAUUGAGGGGCCGCCAUUUUAUUGUCUGUCAUUUGUGUGGUGUGGGUGACGGCCUUCAAUGACUGGAGUAAGGAGAAGCAGUUUCGCGGGCUGCAGAGUCGCAUUGAGCAAGAGCAAAGAUUCUCCGUCAUCAGAAAUGGACAAGUCAUACAGAUCCCAGUGGCUGAGCUCGUCGUGGGAGACAUCGCCCAAAUAAAAUAUGGCGACCUGCUGCCCGCAGAUGGAGUUCUGAUCCAGGGAAACGAUCUGAAGAUUGAUGAAAGCUCGUUGACAGGAGAAUCGGAUCAUGUGCGCAAGUCUGUAGAAAAGGACCCGAUGCUGCUUUCUGGUACACAUGUCAUGGAGGGUUCUGGCAGGAUGGUGGUGACAGCUGUUGGUAUCAACUCACAAACUGGAAUCAUUUUCACCUUGCUUGGCGCUGGUGGAGAGGAGGAAGAAAAGAAAGACAAGAAAGGAAAGCAGCAAGAUGGGGCAGUGGAGAAUAUUCAAAACAAAGCUAAAAAGCAGGAUGGAGCGGUUGCCAUGGAGAUGCAGCCACUGAAGAGCGCAGAAGGUGGGGAAAUGGAGGAGAGAGAGAAGAAAAAGACCAGCAUUCCAAAAAAGGAGAAGUCCGUGUUACAAGGGAAACUUACCAAACUGGCGGUACAGAUAGGAAAAGCAGGUCUGGUGAUGUCGGCAAUUACAGUUAUCAUCUUGGUGCUCUACUUUGUGAUUCAAACCUUUGUGGUGGAUGGCAAAGUGUGGCUAGCGGAGUGUACCCCUGUCUACGUGCAGUACUUUGUCAAAUUCUUCAUCAUUGGAGUUACUGUCCUAGUGGUGGCUGUGCCAGAGGGCUUGCCUUUAGCCGUUACCAUCUCUCUAGCCUAUUCAGUCAAGAAAAUGAUGAAGGACAACAACCUUGUACGGCACUUGGACGCUUGUGAGACCAUGGGCAACGCCACUGCCAUCUGCUCUGACAAAACAGGGACUCUGACAACCAACCGGAUGACUGUCGUCCAGUCCUACAUUGGAGAUCUCCAUUAUAAAGAGAAGCCAGACCCCAGCAGCCUCAAUUCCAAAACCUUGGACCUGCUUGUUAAUGCCAUUGCCAUUAAUUGUGCCUACACCACUAAAAUACUACCUCCAGAAAAAGAUGGAGCGCUUCCCCAGCAAGUAGGCAAUAAAACUGAGUGCGCCCUGCUUGGGUUUGUUCUGGAUUUGCAACGGGACUACCAGCUGGUGCGAGACCAGAUUCCUGAGGAGACGCUCUACAAAGUGUACACAUUCAACUCUGUCCGUAAGUCCAUGAGCACCAUCGUGUGCCUGCCAAAUGGAGGAUUCCGGCUAUACAGCAAAGGAGCUUCAGAGAUCAUGCUGAAAAAGUGUACAAACAUCCUAAAUGCUGGUGGCGACCUCCGCACUUUUCGGCCCAGAGAUCGUGAUGAGAUGGUAAAGAAGGUCAUCGAACCAAUGGCGUGUGAUGGGCUGCGUACCAUCUGUGUUGCCUACCGAGACUUCCAAGGAGUACCUGAGCCAAACUGGGAAAAUGAGAAUGAGAUAGUGGGAGACUUGACAUGUAUUUGUGUGGUGGGAAUAGAAGACCCUGUCAGGCCGGAGGUGCCAGAAGCUAUCCGGAAAUGCCAGCGCGCAGGGAUCACAGUCCGCAUGGUCACAGGGGACAACAUCAACACGGCACGAGCCAUUGCAGCCAAAUGUGGCAUCAUCCAGCCAGGGGAGGACUUCCUGUGCUUGGAAGGAAAGGAAUUCAACCGACGAAUCAGGAAUGAGAAAGGAGAGAUAGAACAAGAACGUCUGGAUAAAAUCUGGCCGAAGUUGCGUGUCCUUGCCCGGUCUUCGCCAACUGAUAAACACACGCUUGUAAAAGGGAUCAUUGACAGCACAAUCGGUGAACAACGUCAAGUGGUGGCAGUGACAGGAGAUGGCACCAACGAUGGCCCAGCACUCAAAAAAGCAGAUGUUGGAUUUGCAAUGGGAUUGGCAGGCACAGAUGUCGCCAAGGAAGCCUCAGAUAUCAUCCUAACAGAUGACAAUUUCUCCAGCAUUGUCAAAGCUGUUAUGUGGGGCCGCAACGUAUAUGACAGCAUUUCAAAAUUUCUUCAGUUUCAACUGACCGUCAAUGUGGUAGCUGUGAUUGUGGCAUUUACUGGGGCCUGCAUCACUCAGGACUCACCACUAAAAGCAGUGCAGAUGCUUUGGGUAAAUCUAAUUAUGGACACCUUUGCAUCCCUGGCGUUAGCAACGGAACCCCCUACAGAAUCACUGCUUCUACGCAAACCCUAUGGAAGAAACAAACCCCUUAUAUCUCGCACCAUGAUGAAAAAUAUACUUGGUCAUGCAGUCUACCAACUCGUCAUUAUCUUCACAUUGUUGUUUGUUGGUGAAAUCUUCUUUGACAUUGACAGUGGCAGAAAUGCCCCGCUACACUCCCCUCCUUCUGAACAUUACACCAUCAUUUUUAACACCUUUGUCAUGAUGCAGUUGUUUAACGAAAUCAAUGCACGCAAAAUCCAUGGAGAGAGGAAUGUAUUCGAUGGUAUUUUUUCAAACCCAAUUUUCUGUAGCAUAGUGCUGGGCACUUUUGGAGUCCAGAUUUUGAUUGUCCAGUUCGGAGGGAAGCCCUUCAGCUGUUCUCCUUUUAAACACACAACAAUGGCUGUGGUGUCUGUUUGUGGGAGUGGGGGAGCUUGUUUGGGGACAGCUCAUUUCCACCAUCCCCACCAGCCAGCUGAAGUGUUUGAAGGAAGCAGGUCACGGGCCAGGCAAAGAUGAAAUAACAGAUGAAGAGAUGGCUGAAGAUGAAGAAGAAAUUGAUCAUGCAGAGAGAGAGCUCCGCAGGGGUCAGAUCCUAUGGUUCCGUGGGCUGAACCGUAUUCAGACACAGAUCCGGGUGGUGAAAGCAUUCCGUAGUUCCCUCUACGAAGGCCUAGAGAAACCUGACUCCAAGACCUCCAUUCACAAUUUCAUGGCAACCCCUGAGUUUUUGAUCAACGAUUACAUCCAUAAUAUACCCCUUAUCGAUGACACAGAUGUGGAAGAUAGUGAGGAGCCUCCGGGUAAAGUGCUGUGGUCCAUUCCACCUCCAUCUCCCAACAAGAACAACAACGCUAUUGAUAGCGGUAUCUACUUGACCACAGACACAAGCAAGUCGGCUGCCUCUUCCAAUCCAGAAAGUCCUUUGCACAGUGUGGAGACUUCUCUCUAA